CCUUCACCGAGGCAGAUGCUGGACGCUAAAACACAUCAUCUUCACUCACCGUGUUCACCAAUAACUACCUACUCAUCUCACCGAUAAUUCACCAUGUGUCUUCAAGACUUUGACGGCGGCAACCCGAUUCCUGCUAAACCAUCCAUAGACCCCAAUGACCAUCUAGCCUACAUGCGAUUGGCACUUUCUCAGGCCCACGAAUCACCCCCGAAGCCUUCGAACUUUCGCGUGGGUGCGCUUCUCGUAGAUGCAGACACUGGAGCUAUACUAUCACAAGGAUAUACUUUAGAAUUGCAGGGCAAUACGCAUGCGGAACAGUGCUGCCUUAUGAAGUUCUCUAGGGAACAUGAUCUCCCCGAAGAACGGGUGGGGGAAGCAUUGCCGCCAAACACUGUCAUAUACACCACGAUGGAACCUUGCAACCUCCGCCUGAGUGGUAAUCUACCAUGUGCGGAUAGGAUUAUUCGGACGAAGAACAAGGACGGGAAAAAUGCUAUCCAAAAAGUCUAUCUGGGAGUAAAAGAGCCGGAGAAAUUCGUGGGCGAGAACCAGGGUCGAACGAAGCUUGAAGACAACGGCAUUGAAUGUAUACAUGUACCAGGAUUGGAAGAAGAUAUAUUGAAUGUUGCUACGGCGGGCCAUAGGUGAACUAUAGGGACUACUGAAGCCUUGGAGUAAGCGUCCUAUAGUUGAGUCGGCAGAGCUGUUCAAGCUCAAGACCAACCCGCAUGGUUUGCCAGACACUGCAGUGCAACUUGACGCCACACGCAGUCCAGCCUCCUCCGGUAAAUCCUCUUAUAUCCGAAUUGAGGUCUCUAUGCCACUCAAUUACAUUUGAAUGUCGACUUGUACGCAAGUCGAUU
This is a messenger RNA of Aaosphaeria arxii CBS 175.79, 863 nucleotides long. RefSeq names its product cytidine deaminase-like protein. The coding region runs from base 94 to 648 and encodes 184 amino acids. NCBI's taxonomy places the organism in Eukaryota, Fungi, Ascomycota, Dothideomycetes, Pleosporales. The transcript has a single exon. The record is from RefSeq and is a predicted model, not a curated record. Gene Ontology annotation, molecular function: catalytic activity.